Molecule: messenger RNA, 360 nt
Organism: Iphiclides podalirius (scarce swallowtail)
Lineage: Eukaryota; Metazoa; Arthropoda; Insecta; Lepidoptera; Papilionidae
Source: the annotation of a GenBank genome assembly
AUGUCCGUUUACCGAUUCUCGCACUCGGCUCGGCUCGCACUUGUGUCAGUGUCUUCAAUUCAAGCGCGAAAGUCUCGUACGUCCAAGUCCAUGUCUCGGGACGCGCUGCACGGGAUUAGAUUUAAUCCGCAAAGGAUAGUCGGUUUUAUAUCGGGCGGGUGCGGCGGCGUGGAGCUGCGGGCGGCGCGCGCCGAUUGGCCACGGCGCACCUGCAAUGCGUCAACGCGCGGCGCAGAGCCGAGCGCCGAUGCCCCACUUCAAGAGAUGGGCUUCGUAGCGAUUUUCGCUGAGCGGCGCCCACUCCGAGCUGUGGAACAAAGAGCAGCUAAUAAAGUCAGUUUCUUGACACCCAUAAAGCUA